Diorhabda sublineata is the source of this 5718-nucleotide messenger RNA. RefSeq names its product galactoside 2-alpha-L-fucosyltransferase Sec1-like. The transcript has a single exon. Gene Ontology annotation, biological process: carbohydrate metabolic process. Lineage: Eukaryota; Metazoa; Arthropoda; Insecta; Coleoptera; Chrysomelidae. Gene Ontology annotation, molecular function: galactoside 2-alpha-L-fucosyltransferase activity. Bases 112 to 1143 code for a protein of 343 amino acids. The record is from RefSeq and is a predicted model, not a curated record. Gene Ontology annotation, cellular component: membrane.
UCAUCUGUUAAGGAAUGUAAAUAGUAGUUUCAGUCUGUUAUAUGUUUGUAGUAAUCACCUAGUAAAAUGCUUACAGUUAGUUAGUAUAAGUGAUUCAUAACCAAGCUAAAAAUGUUAAGUAACAACCGCAAUUUACUAUUUAAAGGUAUUAUUUUAGCAUUAUGUAUAAUAUCUUGUGUUCAUUUGUUUAUCUUUCCCUUAUUUGAAACGAAUACCGACUCAAAUAUAAUAAGGACUUAUUUGGAUUUUGAACAGUCGUUAUGUCUGAAUAAUAUUCGUAAAAAAAGAUCAUUUAAUCGAGCAAAGUGUCCCCAAUAUGGUAUAAUCACUGUAAUGCAAGGCGGUAGAUUAGGCAAUCAAAUAUGGGAAUAUGCCUCAGUUUGGGCUUACGCUAGAGAAACUGGAUUAGAACCGUAUAUACCUCGGUGCAUUAAAUUGAAAUUGGAAACUAUAUUCGAUAAAUUAUCCCUGCCAACAUUUGAGACAAUUAGCCAUUGUCUAGUUCAAACAGAUUUAUUUUAUCUUCCUUCUGCAAAAGCUUUUCCAAAUAAUACCUUAGAUGCCUGGCAUUUCACUAACCAAAGUAUUAUUCUGCCAAAGUACAUCACAUCACCUGAACUAAUAUCAACUUGGGUCCAAGAUAUCACUCAAGAGUUUAGUAUUAAAAAAAGUCUGUUAGAUAAAAGUCAUAGAAUAUUACAAGCAGCCGUUAAAUGUGUAAAUAUAUCAGUAAAAACAUUUAUAGGGGUUCAUGUGAGAAGAACUGAUUAUGUCAGUUAUAUAAAAAGAAAAUAUAAUGCCGAACCCGUCGAUUCAAAAUUCUUUUUAAAGGCGAUGGAUAUGUUUGAAAAGAAAUAUCCAGAUUCAAUAUUUAUUAUUGUCAGUGAUGAUCCCAAAUGGUGUUGGAAAGAAUUUAAAUUCAAGAAGAAUGCUUAUGUUGUGGGAAAAUAUCACGGUGGCAGCUCUACUCCUGCUUUAGAUUUAACAAUUUUGGCUUCCUGCAACCAUACGAUCUUUGAUUAUGGAACAUACGGUAUGUGGGGUGCUCUUUUAGCUGGAGGAGAAACAGUCUAUUAUGAUCUUAAUCCUGAGUAUUCCUCGCACAAACUUGGAAGAUACAUGAAAAACUGGCAUAGUCUCUAAAUCGACAAAAACCAAAACACAAGUCUGAUAAAUUUUCUAUAAAAUAUUUAUUUUUAUACCAAGAACUUGUGAAAUUUUAUUAUUUUAUAGGUUUAUUUUUAUAUGUUUGUAACUACCGACAAAAUAAUUUACAAUAUCCAGAUGAAUAUAUUUGCCCUUGGCACAUACAGGGUGAAUCCUGAGUAAUGAAAUUCUCAACUCAAUGAUAGACAGGACUAAUGUUUUCAAAUUUUACUUAUUUCUUAGAGAUACGGUAGACCAAUAGCUUUUUUAUUACGAAUAAUUAUUAAAAACUUGGUUAAGUUAAUUUGCGGACUAUAUAUAUAUGAAAAUAUUCAGCUAGGUAAUCUAUAAAAAACUUUGUUACUUAUGAAUCACUCUGUGUAGCUUGUUGACUUAAUAUGGAAGAUAGAGUUAAGAGGGCGCUAUAGUAGCACGAGUAUUUUGAAUAUAUAUGUAAUACUCCAAUAUUAAUUUUCUCUCUCGUUCGAGACACUUUAUCUAUACUGCGCAUGUUUGAGAAUGCGCAGAACUGAGCUGAAACCUCGGAUGAUAGAAAAAUCGUUAUUAUUCUGUCUUCUUAGUCGGACCAGCUUUCACUUAUAGAAACUGUCCAUAUAGAAGUAUUACAUAUAUGAUUUUGAAUAAAACAGUUUUAUGGUUAUAGGUAUUUAUCAAAUUAUUUUGAAUUACAUUAAUAGUCUUGCAUUUUAUAUAUAGUAUAUAGUUUUGCAUUUCUUAAAAAAAAUUCGUUUACAAAAGCAGACUUUAUCUCUAUCCUCCACAUUCAAUAUCUUUAAUUCGAAGGUUAACAGUUUGUAAAUUAUUUCAGUUUUAUCUAUAUAUUUAAUUUCCAGCAGUAAAUCAUUUCGUAAUCUGUUUUGCACCUGUCCAGCAAUUUGAAAUCAAUAAUCUCUUCUCUCUUACAUUGGUUGAACAGGAUCGUCUUUGGGACAUUCUCAAUUUAUAAUAAUUAGAAUCUAAUACAAGGUGUCACGAAAGAAACACAUUUUCAAACAAUUUUCAUUUAUGAAAAUACAUUGCUUGAAAAUUUAUUUCUUAAAAAUAAGACCGUCCAAAUGUAAACCGUUGCGCGCACGGCAUUAAUUUAUUUGAGCACUAAAGUUGACUAUGACGGCUCGGCAAGUAUACGUGAUGGCUGUCAUUUUAUGACGGAUAGGAAAAAGUCCAUAGGAGUUAAAUCGGGAAUGUGUGGAGACCAACUUAUGUCACCUCUCCUGGAAAACAAUUUAUCAGGAAAAAUUUCGCGAUCUCCUGAUGAGAUAUAUUGUACGCGUUAUUGUUGCUCCGUCAUGGUUAUAACCAUUAAAGUUUUGCAGUUCAGUCAUGAAGAAGUCGUUCUGAAUUUACUGUAACUGUGCGUUUCCUUUCAUCUUCAAAAUAAUAAAGGUCUGUGAUUCUUUACGCUGAUCACUUUAGGCGAUUAUAAUGAUUUCUUUUGUUUGUGUUUUGGAUUGCUUGCACUCCGGUAGUGGCAAUUUUGCUAGUUGGCGUUGCCAUUAAGAUAAAAAUAAGCUGUAACGGGAAACAUGAUAAAUGUUGGAAAACCCUCAAUAAUCUGAUUUACGAAGUCAAGCUUCUGACCAGCUUUCUGAGGUUUCAAUUCUUGUAUAAUCUUAAGGGUGCAGCCUCAAAUCUUUGUAUAAAAUGCGAAGUAAUUAUGAAUAAGCAAAACGAAGGUUAAUUUGUGAAAUACCUUGUAUAAUUUUUAUUCCCAAGUUUCAAAACUUGAAAACUUUCUAAUAACAAUUUCUAUAAAAUUACGAAUUUUUUUCACAGCAUUUCUAUCUAUGUUAGGAUAAGGGCAUGUAAUUGUUUCUGAAUAAAAUAAAUUUUCCCAACUAUUUAUAGCUAUUUCUAAUGUUUAUGUAUAAGUCUAAUUUAGACACUUCUUGAAUGAACAAAACUUUUAUUAUGAAAUGAUUUACUACUUGGUUUUAAUUCAUUCAAAACUUAAAGGCUGUUUGGAAAUCUAUUGUGCCAAAAAAUAAAAUUUGUUUUCCAAAGUUUGUAGAAUUUUAUAGAUUUUGUUAAAUAUUCUCAGGUAUAUGCUCAUAUUUUGACUGAUAAAUAUUUAUAUUAAAAAUAUUAGUUGGAAUAUGUUAUUUUUCUACAAAUUUUUUUUAUUCGGAUUUAUCUGAAUUCAAAAUGUAGAUUUAUUCUUAAGGAGAAUAAUAUUUUAUCAAAAACGUUUAAUGUGUCAUACAAUCUUAAAAACAAAAAAAAAAUAUAUUAUGUAUUUGAUAAAAGUAAAAUAAAAACAUUACUACUUGAAAUCUAACAAUAAAAAUAAUAAGAAUAGACGUUACACAAUAGACAAACUACUUUAUUAAAACCUGUAGGUCAGUUAAACUUUAAGUUACCUGUAGUAAUUCCCUAUUAUUUAUAGAAAUAAUAUCUGUAUCAAAUUUUCUUUAUACUAAUUUAUAUAAAAUGAAAAUAUUAAUGUUUGUAUUAAUUCACAGCAGGAAGCUGCUGUGAUUCUUGCAAUAAAAUCAUGUUAUCUAGAAAUCGUCUGUCGUGAUUUUAUUAUAAAUAACUCGACAUUUGAUUUAAUUAGAUUAGAUCAACGUAUAAAAGAAAGUAAGUUUCUUAAUUGAAAAAUUUUUCAAUAUAUUUUAAAAUUUGAGAGAUUUGACUUAGAGAACCCUGACUGGCAUCUUAAACAGCUAUUGUAUAUAAUGUUGCAUACAAUGUGCAUUAUGGAAGAAAUUAUAUUUUUUAGGAGAAUUUAUUUUAAAUAAUUUAAUACUUCUUUGUACACCUGUAAUUAAUCAUAUAUUCGAUGUUAGUAGUACCUAAUUUUCGGCAUAUAUUUAAUACCACGAGAAAGUCCAAAUUCAAAUUAACCUAAUUUGAACAUGAUUAAGCAUUGUGACAAAGUCAACAUGAAAUACUAAAAAAAUAUUACAUAAAACCACUCUGGUUGUCAAAUUUCAUAAUAAGAGUCUACAAUCCAUAAAAACAAAUUACUAUCAUAAAAGUACAAAUAAAUUUAUCUCAUGGGAUAACAACCACAAUCUGUAGUUACUGUGUACAUAAGAUAUUGAUAUGAAAUACACUGAGAAAUUUUAUUUCUUCAUUUUCUUCAUGAAAAAAAGAUAAAUUAAUUAAUUUGAAAUAAUUCAUUAUAUUGUUCUCACUGUAUUAAUUUUUAUUCAAUCGAUGUAUAAUAUUUAUUACCAAUGGAUUUAUCUACUAAAUGUUCUUAAAUAUUUUUUUUCUAUUUUGCACCUAUAACACAGACAGUACAAUACGCAAACGGGUGUCUUAUGACUCGUCACUGAUGCAUGGUUGUUGAAAAUAUCUGGAACUCACACUAGAACAGGAAAAGGAGAUAAUCACUAAAGCCACAAAAGCCCUGAUGAUGUGCAGAAACUUCUCAGGGAGGUAUUGGGGUUGUAACUCAAAGAUCCUACUAUGGAUGUACACGGUAAUUGUGAGACCAAUCAUCACUUAUGGAGCAGUGGUUUGGAGUACUAGAACUAGUCUGAAUUCCACAAGAAACAAUCUCUAAAAGGUACAAAGAAAAGACUUUGAAUGUUCAGAGAUGGAAUCGCCAAAAAAAGCCGUCUCUAAGUAAUGACCAGCCUGGGACAUGCCUCAGGAUGAUGCAUCGAAAAAGUUUAUCUUGGAAAGAACAUUUACCUCAAUUUUAAGCUGUAGAAGUAAGUGGGAUCCAAACAUCAUACAAUGAAUUAACAGAAAUGCCAUUAAAUUGGAUACGAACGGAUCUAAAACAGCAGAUGGAACUGGAAUAGGAGUGUACGAGCCUAGAACCAAACACUCUGAAAGCAUGAGCAACUCACCAAGCAUUUUCAAGCAGAAAUUUAUGCAAUUGAAAAUGUGCCAAAUUUAAUAUAGACAGGAACUAACACAAACAGGAGAUCAUCAUGAUGUCCGAUAGCCAAGCAGCCAUUUAGAGCUCUAAGCUCCAAUAUCAUCAAAUCCAAACUCGUUUGGGAUUAUCUAGAACAAUUAAACGAGCUGGGCAAUAAAAAUAAAGUUACCCUACAAAGGAUUCCGAGACUCACCGGAUUGAAAGGAAAUGAAAUAUCUGAUAAGCUCGCUAAAGCGGGGGUAGACAAGUCCUUUAUAGGACCUGAACAAUAGAAAAAGCAUUGGAAAAGAAGGUGGAUACGAGCAAAGCCAAUUAUUGGACAAACUGCAAGUGUUGAGACAGCCAAAGAGAACAAAUACGAAGUAAAAACAAUCUACGAAUACCAACAGGAGUCCUAUCGGGGCACUGUCACCUCAAUAGACACCUGAAGACGCUAGACUUAGCAGAUAACGCGACGUGUAGAUUUUGUUGCACGAAGCCUCUAUCCACAUUCUAUCGAAGUGUUAAAUAUUACGGAACUCCAGAGUACUACAGCUGGGAGCUGUAAUCUAUAAACACUGGGUUCAACAGUAUUGCAGCAAGAAAGGGGGACACAAUAGAUCCUUUUAGAUCGCAGUGUACCCCAAUAUCUACAUACAUACAUCCUAGAAGUCUUAAAGCAAUAUAUACAUGCCGAAUAAUCUAUUUUUGUAUUAUUUAGAUUUAAAAUACAA